Molecule: messenger RNA, 2565 nt
Organism: Pseudogymnoascus destructans
Lineage: Eukaryota; Fungi; Ascomycota; Leotiomycetes; Thelebolales; Thelebolaceae
Exons: 1
Coding region: 1-2565 (854 amino acids)
Molecular function (GO): RNA binding; protein binding
Source: RefSeq, a predicted model, not a curated record
AUGGUACCUGGCAGCCGUAGCAUUUCGAUAUGCAAGGCAGUCCUGUCUAGAUGUUCGCCAACGCUCCAUCGCAACAUUCGCGAGCCAUUGCUCUUUCUAUACCCGACGGCACGAGGAUUUGGUUCAAGCGCAGCAGAGGUUCUCCGCAAUGGCCAAUCGACACUCCAUUCCCGAUCGGCGCCUGAAUCACAACAAGCAUGGUCGUCGUCUUCGUCGUCUUUUGAUACCCACACCCUUGAUACCCGCCCGGUGGCGCCGGGCUCGUCCAGUCAGGAGUAUGAAUUGAUUUCAAAAGCGGAGGGAGCACAGCAAUAUUCUCACGCGGCGAGUAAUAAGGACAUUUGCAACAAUGAAGGGCCUCGAGGCGACUUGUCCCCGAACGGCCGUAGAAGCAACCAGAAAAACCCUCACCCUCGGCGUUUGCAAAUACAGCGGGUGGUAAGCGUUAACGACGCCCUUGACAUACGUCGCGUGAAGAUUAAGGAUGAUGGUAUGGCGCCGAAGGCUCGCAAGUUCCGUACUAAAUCGAGCAAAUACCCAACUACUAGCGAGCAACAAGCCGAUACAGGGGCUACCAUAAUACGAAAUAUUGUUCAAGCAUAUCCGCGCCCAAUUAUACAGAAAGAUACGUUUAGAAAAGUGGCAUAUGGACAGAAGGUGCGGAUGAUAUUAUCGACGACAGAACGUGUCGAAAUGAGGUGGUGGUAUCAAGAUGAAGUACGCAGAUUGCAGCACGAAAAUAUGAACGAGGAUAGAGGUUUUCCCCAAAGGGGUCCUCCAGAAGUACUCAAGACCCUUAUUCGUUACACCCCGAAACGAGUUGAGAACACUCUUCUUAGGAUUUCAGUCCCCGACAACGCUGUUGACUCAUUGCUCCUUGGGCCUGGUAACAAUAUAAUGGAUAUCAAGAACCUGACGGGUUGCGACAUCGAACUUCUCGAAGCUGAGGAGGGCAAAUCUACUCGGUCGUUAUUGUUGUCAGGGCCGCCGAUAUGCAUCUCGGCGGCAGCAGCACACAUCUUCCGAAUCGUCCCGGCGGCAGUUUCCAACUCGACAAAUAGAGCUUUUGCGUUUUCCCAGUACAGCACCCGGUCGACAACUACAGACGUAGCUCAGUCUACAGAUGCAAGAGGUUCGGCACAUAUUACAACGCAGUAUUACCUUGCAUCCAGUAAGGUUGACGAUAUACCAAGGAGGGCAGACAGCAUACCUAAGCCUAGAAGACUGACGGAAAAGUCCCUCGAAUUAUACAUACGAUCAUUAACGGGAAUCAAAAUGACAAGUCCGCUUCAUAAGAUGCUAUACAGGAAAAACGAAGACCAUGUAGAAAUCGUCGCCGAACGGUUGCUAGAGGUAUUUGCCUAUGACGAGUGUAUGGAUGUGAUGACCAUCACUGGUUUGAACGAGGCAGUGUCAUUUCUUGCGAAGUAUGGUAGGGUCGCUGCAACCCGGGAGAUAUUCGACAAGGCGCGUAGGGCCGGAUUUCCACUGACACCCGAAACCUACAACAUCCUUCUACGAGGCUGUGCGAAGACCCAAAAUAUCAAUACUUUCGCCGCUUUAUUGGGGGUAAUGAUACAUAGUGGCUAUCGCCCCAAUUCUGGAACUUGGAGGGCAUUUAUGAUGGUAUUGCGAAAUCCUAAAGCCAUUUUGCAUGUCUACGAAGCGAUGCAAGACCGAGGGCUUUUCCAUGAGGAAGGGCUCUUGAGCGACGUCUGCGAGCUCUUGCUACCCCACGAAAUGACUUUUUGUCUGAACAAAAAUCAGCUCGUUGCCCCUUUCAUCGAAAACAUGACAUCUCGUUAUGGAGAUGGAUGGCUCUCGGUGUCCGGGGCUAACAAGGUUUUGGAGGAACUGGGCAAGCGUGGUCUCCUCUCGGAGUGUUGGUCUCUCGUCGACUACAUGGUCGAGCAGAAUAUCGUGCCUAAUGCUGUGUCUAUCAACACCAUCUUCACUCACUCUACGGAUGCGAGGGACUUUCGAAACAAUAUCAGGGCUUUAGAUCGCGUCUCUGAGCAGGCCAGGUUUCGACCCGACGGAACUACGUACGAGAUUCUUUUCAAAUUCGCCUGGCGCUGGCGCCUUUACAGUACUGCACGUGUUAUUUGGCAACGUGCCUGCCUAGAUGCAUGCGCUAGGUUCGAGAUGCGAAAACGAGUUUCUACUAGCCUUCAAUCUGCAUUCAUGUUCCAAAGCACAACCCUUCCGUCUCUUCCUGGCCCAUCCGCUCCGCCUGACAGCGUGUGGGAUCUGACCGCUGGGGUUUUCGUCGUUAGGGAAAUCUGCCCACCAGCUCCCAAAGAUGAGAGUCAAACCCCUGACGAAUCGUCUCUAAGUCAAUGGAAAGCCUUUCACCACGCAGUUGAAACUGUCAAGUCAGAACUGUUGAUUUUUAAGGAGUGGCGGGCUGCUGGGUCCCUCACGAAAUUACUGGUUGCCUCGGUCAAGGCAGAUGAAACUGUUUCCAAGCUAAUGGACGACGAUUUCGAGAAGGGCAUGGAGCAUUUGUUGAAAUAUGCACCGGUUGUUAGAAUAAAACGAAGGUUCUGGCGUGACGAAGAAUAG